Messenger RNA from Populus euphratica (Euphrates poplar), 1323 nucleotides. RefSeq lists its product as uncharacterized. Gene Ontology annotation, cellular component: chromosome, centromeric region. The transcript has 9 exons. Gene Ontology annotation, biological process: meiotic sister chromatid segregation; maintenance of meiotic sister chromatid cohesion. Lineage: Eukaryota; Viridiplantae; Streptophyta; Magnoliopsida; Malpighiales; Salicaceae. The coding region runs from base 329 to 1126 and encodes 265 amino acids. The record is from RefSeq and is a predicted model, not a curated record.
AAUGUUUUCCUUGUAUUGGCCCUCUCUCCUUUAUUUCUGUUUCGUUUUCUUUGGACCAAACCAAAAACUUGAUUCCACUCCCAAAUUAAACAUUUUCCCUUUUCGUUGAUCCAUUCCUAUCUCUCUUUAUCUCUUUCUGUAAUACUUUGAAACCAUUUGAUUUCUUUUAUCAACGUUGUCUUGAAGAUUUUUGGUUUCUUUUUCUUUUGCUCUAGAAACCAGUUUUGGACCCAAAAACACCAUCCGCUUCACUUGCUUUUAAUUUCUAUAGAAAUCACAUUUUCUUCCAUAUCCUUUGAUUGGGGUGUCAAAGAGGAGUUAGAAAAGCAUGAAGGGAGAAAGAAUGGAAAAAAGAUCAUCAUUUGGUACAAUAAUGAGGAGAAGGCUCUCUGAUAUUACCAACACUCAGUCACAAUCCAAAUUUGUUGGCCUCAUAGAAGAACAACCAAGGAUUCCUGAAUGUACUCAAGACUUAAUUGAUCAGCUUUUUUUGGUGAAACAGGAAAAGGAAAAGCUGCUGAAACUGGUAGAAGAGAGAAAUAAAAUUAUAGAAUUGAGUGGAAAUAAAUUGCGGGAUCUGCGAAUGAAUUAUCAGAAUUUGCAGUUGCAGAACUGGAAUCUUGCUCAAUCGAACAGCCAGAUGUUAGCAGAGCUUAAUUUAGGAAGAGAAAAGCUGAAGGCACUGCAGCAUGAAGUUGUAUGCAAGGAUGCCUUACAUAAAGCUAGAAAUCUAGAAGCUCAGGCAAAAGCAGACGUGAACUGUCAAAAUGCUGUCUCCCAGGAAGUGGAAAAGAUAGAAGAGGCGGAAUGCUUGCCAGAAGCUAGCAAUGAUAUCAAACCCUGUGGUCGCAGCGGAAGGCGCACAGGAAGAAGUCGAUCCAUGGGCCCUUCGACAACAAAUCGAAAAAAUGCAGAAAAAGAGAAGACUGAAACCAAAAGGCGUUGUGUGCGAAGGCAAUCUGCUAGGUUUAAAUCCCAAGAGCGGGAACCUGCCGAGAAGUUAUUCGAGAUUGAGGUUGCCAAGUUUCCAGUUUCAAGAGACAAGUCAAAGAAAGAAAAUGGUCUAACUUCAUCUAUCACGAAGGAAGAAACUUGUGGAGCAGGAAAUGAAGCACAGGUCGCUUAGAUCUUCUAUCGGAAGGCCAUUGCGAAGAGCAGCCGAUAAGGUGCAAUCCUCCAAAGAAGUUCCGGUUAACGUAAAAAUGCGCAGGACAGAAUUCACGAAUGGACAACAACUUUGAGUAUGCGAAGAGUUAUUUUUAUAUUACAUGUUUUCUAAAUACAAAAUUGUGUAAUCUAUGGACGAUUGUGGUUUGUGUUGUU